Ambispora gerdemannii is the source of this 282-nucleotide messenger RNA. The record is from the annotation of a GenBank genome assembly. Lineage: Eukaryota; Fungi; Glomeromycota; Glomeromycetes; Archaeosporales; Ambisporaceae.
AUGAAACGUAUUCAAAAAGGUCCUGUUCGUGGUAUUUCCUUCAAAUUGCAGGAAGAAGAGCGUGAACGAAAAGACAACUACGUACCAGAAGUUUCAGCCCUGGCCAUUGAUAAUAUAGAGAUUGAUCCGGAGACAAAAGAACUCUUAAAAGUUUUGAAUCAUGAAAACCUGUCGGGUAUUAAUGUGAUCAACCCUGUGCCAUUGAAUAAUCUUGCUGAACGUCCUCGUGGUCCGAGACGUCCUAAUACUGAUCGUCCACCUCGUCAACAACAAGAAUCAUAA